CUUUCAGGCUAGACCCAGACAACUCCACAAGCUCUAUCCAAGAUCUAUUAUCAUAAACCAUCAACGACACCCUGAACCUCUCAAACCGCCAUCCUCCAAGCACCCUUCCAAGUCUUCACAAUGGAGAACGGCGCUAUCUCCCAGGGUGAGGGAAAAGACCCUUCAAGCUUCCUCAGUGACAUUAUCGGCAAUCCUGUUACUGUCAAGCUCAACUCUGGCGUUGUUUACAAGGGCGAACUUCAAUCUGUGGAUGGCUACAUGAACAUUGCCCUGGAAAAGACAGCCGAGUAUGUCAAUGGACAGAAGCGUAGGGAAUACGGCGACGCCUUUGUGAGAGGAAACAAUGUCAUGUAUAUCUCGGCAGACUCAUGAUUGGUCUUGAACAAUGAAUGACGGCUCGGUUUCUACAUGUAGAUUUAUGAUGAAACUAAUCACUACAUCCUCUUCACUCUGGACCAUCCAAACGUGACGUCCAGACAAAGAAAGUGCACCCAUGAAGCUCAACCUCACCGUUCUCAUUGAACGUGGCAUCGCCCUCCCUGAUGAUCUUGUCGAACUUCUCUCUGAACAGUCGACGCUCCUCCCCUUGCCGAAGUUUGUUCCAGCUAAGUGUGUCGAAUCUGUCCCACAAAGCAUCAGGGGUCAACCAAAUCGACCAUGUGAUUUUUUCGGUCUCGAUGGGCGUGGAAAAGAAUGGCUUCUCAGCUUCGGCUUGACGGUCGAAGACUUUCUUCCAUAGCAAGUGUCGGAACCGAGGCUCGUUGUCCACCUUUUCGUUGAAGUUGAGCUCGCUGAGCUCCUGCUCCCACUUUGUAGAGGCUGGCCAGCUUUCGGGGCGAUUAUCUUGGGCCGGUCAUCAGUCACUCCGGAAGCGGCAAAAGGCAACUGGGACAUAAUUACAUUCUUCAGCAUUCCAGAUCAACCCCAGUUUGGCCCCAGGCUUGAGUACCCGAUGUAUCUCCAUGAGGGACUCCUCUCUGGCAAACCUUUGACUUGAUUAGGGCCUAUUGUCAGUCCUUCGAGGAACGACUUACCAGUGAAAGGCCUUCAAAAAUCCGUCAGCCCAUCCAUCUUCCACGUCCUUCAUUUCAGCUGCCGUACCUGGCCGCACGUCUACUUUGGGGAGUUUCUUGGCAACAAGGGUGUUUCUCAUCGAGUCCAACGGCUCUAUGGCAAUAAUUUUGUAUCCUUCUGGCCUGGCAGAUAGAAGCUCAGUGAAUUUGCCAGUGCCAGCUGCCAGGUCUAGGAUAUGGCGUCCAGAUUGACCCUCGAGACCGAGAUGUCCCAGAAGACUGGCGACAGCAGCAGGGGGGUAAGAUGGCCGGUGUGCGUCAUAAGACUGGGCGUCAUCAAAGCCUUUCGUCGCAAUAUCAUGAAUAGUCUGAGAUGCCAUUUUUGGUGUUACUCUUGAACAGCUCGAAGUGGCUGGACAAUUUGUCGUUGGUAUUCAAGUAUCCUCAAUGAGACAAGCAGCUAAUUCUAAGGGAGUAAAGGGAUGAAUAGGUGUCGGAGAUAUCUUGGAAGCCUUUUAUACAAACACCCAAUGAUCUUCCCCGCGCUUCUGGAGCCUUGGGUACUGGUUCUCCAGAGUUCAAUGAUGUGAUGGCACUAGAUCUGAUUCCCGGUGUCGUUCCAGGACCCUAGAUCCCGCGGGAACAAACCGACGGAUUUACGGCGGAGCCCCGACAGAUUUAAAGCAGCUGGAUAGCACCUCAAUGACAAUCAGAGAAAUUGGACACUUGCAAGAAUUCGUGAUGCUUUGCUAACUGCUCGACGAUUCCGAUA
Molecule: messenger RNA, 1785 nt
Organism: Fusarium verticillioides 7600
Lineage: Eukaryota; Fungi; Ascomycota; Sordariomycetes; Hypocreales; Nectriaceae
Product: U6 snRNA-associated Sm-like protein LSm6
Exons: 4
Coding region: 121-372 (83 amino acids)
Biological process (GO): maturation of SSU-rRNA; mRNA splicing, via spliceosome
Cellular component (GO): P-body; U6 snRNP; U4/U6 x U5 tri-snRNP complex
Molecular function (GO): RNA binding
Source: RefSeq, a predicted model, not a curated record